Molecule: messenger RNA, 2172 nt
Organism: Exophiala xenobiotica
Lineage: Eukaryota; Fungi; Ascomycota; Eurotiomycetes; Chaetothyriales; Herpotrichiellaceae
Exons: 2
Coding region: 1-2172 (723 amino acids)
Source: RefSeq, a predicted model, not a curated record
AUGGCGACAGAUUCGGCUCUGGAUUACUCACGAGUCCCCACAAGCGACGAUGACCGUGUGGAAAAUGUGCAUGAGUUGACCCGCGUGGAAACUUCGCCAUUUCCAGCAAUCCAAAUUACGCCCUCAGAAGAGAGGCCGCACCUGUCUCUCGAACGUGAGGGAUCUGGCCAUGAUUCGCCUCACGAAGCUCCUCAUGGUUCAACUAGCGAAUCCGACAACGACGAGUCUGUCACUCAACCUCUUUCACCAAGACCAACCGGUAGCCGUCCUACUGUCGAGAAAUUAAAGGAUGAGCGCAGACAUUCCUCCUUCAGUACACUCAAGGAGCGUGUGCAUGGCUCGAUUACGCCCUCGCUACACAAUUUGCUCGAAAAGGAUACUCCGGAGAACGCCACGUCCCGGGAAUAUCGAUACAAGACCCAGCGCAGGCGUCUUUUACGAUUAACCAUCGGCGAAUGGUUCAACACGCUUGCACUGUGCGCAAUCUACUUCAGCAUCCUGUAUGCCUAUUCCCACAGACAGGCUAUCAGCGUGCCUCAGCGGAGGGAGUUCAAUGCGCUCACAACAGGCGUCUCACUCGUGCUUGGUGUCAACCUCGCAGCGUCGCUACGGAGUUAUGCAAAACUGCUCCGGUGGCGAAUGUUGGCGGCAUGCUAUCGACCACUCGAGACUUUUGACCUUGUGAUGGGUUGCGACAGCUUGAUCAACGUCUUCAAACUCCUCUACAAAGCGAAGAACCAGCGGUACAAACACCUGCCGUCAAGGACACAAAUCUUUUGCGUUCUGUGGUUGUUGGUCCAUCUCGCUGUCACGGUUCUGGUUGGUAUCAUUGGUCUGAACUACAACCUCGAGACUUCUCCGUACCAGGUCCUCAUCCGAAAAGGAAGUGUGAAUAUCUUGGACCUAAACUCUCUGUGGCGUGAGCAGGGCGGCGCAGCUGACCUUACGGACCUCUACGACAUCCACCUCAAGGGACUCGCCGGCGCCAAUGGCUACGAAUAUAACUUGACCAAGUUAGAGGACGACUUCUCAUCCUAUAUUACCGAAGAAUUCGAUGGCGCCGAAGGAGACUACUUUGGAGACUUCGCGGGACAUACUGUCUACUAUUUCCAAGACCUAAACAGCGAAGACCUGUCCGAAGUUGCCAUAUCCACGAGACAUAUAGAAUCUCAAGCCAGGUGCACAGCUUUCGACGUGACCCACGGCCAGUACGGAAAUCUCUCGUACGUCGUCUACAAGGACGGAGAGAAGGAAGUCAACCGUUCACUGCCGACUGUUCCUGGAUAUGGAAGUCUGAUCACCAUCUCCCAGAUGAAUUCGACGUGCGGUAAACGAUGCGUCGACAUUGAAGGCUUCCAAGCGCUUUCGGACUACUGGUCCAUUUACCAAGCCGUGUAUUUCACGUGCAACAACACCGUUUCACAGGCUAUCGAUACUCGAAACAAACUCACCUCGGACUACUUGGUUUCCGAUGUGGUGGCAAGCAUGCUUGCUGGAGCGAUCGGAUGGGACAAAACUCCGCCCACAAUAUUGCCUGACGGCAGGCAGGAGCAAUAUCAAAUCUAUCAGAACAUCACAUCCAUUGGUUUCAACGGCGCAGGCGGCGAGCCGGAUGCGCCAACCAUGGCCGACGUGAUCUCCAGCUUCACAAUGGGCACGAUUGCGACCUUGGACGCCUCGGCAGAUUUGGAUUACAGAAAGGACGUCGCCGACGGAAGACAGCCGAUUCCUGCCCAGAUACUGAAAGUGACGUGGAAGUACGCAGGCAGCAUCCUUGGGUUGAUCCCUUUCAUUCACUUCUGCACGCUGGUGUUGGUUAUCAAGUGGGCAAACAAAGCAAUCAUCAAGGACGAUAGCCAUCUUGCCAUUGCAAAAGUAUACUACACACUUAUCGGCCUAUUGGGCGAGAGAGGAUGUCUGCUUCGAGGGGAUCAGAUCGUCGAGCUGCUCGCGAAUCCAGAUGUCGCGUAUGGCUGGAGACAGAGUACUGAUUAUGAGGGUGCUCUGCACGUCGACGUGUUUGAGCGCGGUCGAGGCGCUCCACGAGUCGAGAAACCAUUCCUGGAGGGAUGGUACGAUGGAAACAGCAAAACACCCAGCUCGGCGGAGUCUCACGCCGAGAUGGCUCAAAGGAGGCGAUAUAGGGACAUUGAUGCUGCCGAUUACUUCUGA